UGACAUUUCAAUUUGAAAUUCUCCCACGGGAAAUUGCGUACGGGUUUGUUGUUAUUCGUGGUGAUAUUGAAUAAUCUUUUUUAAAUGUGGACUAAAACUGAACACAACGUGUAAAGUGAUGUGAAAACUCUAGAUAUUGAGUUUAUAAGUGCAUCUAUGUGAAAACACGGUGUUAAAAUGGCUACAAUUACGAUGCAAAGAGACCUUGUUGUCUCGUUCAAGAAAGAGACUAUUUUGAACGUGGGAAUACUCAGCAAGCUGCAGCAAAUGCCUUCGGAGCUUAGCAGAUUGAUAUUCAGGGAGAAUGCUUUAGAAAAACCGACCCAGAGUUUGUUUAAUCAUCUGUCGUAUUACUUGGUGUCAAUAAUCGAUAAUCAGGUCUGCAGUACAUUGCCGUGGCCGCUGUACGACACGAAGACAGAGAGAGCGUACAGAAACGAGCUCUCUAACUUCAUCACAGACUACAGCAACAAAGGUUUGCUGUCUCCAGUCAUGUCUUCCUACUUGGUAAACCCUGGAUGCUACAAGGUGACCAUGCUAAUAUUCCAAAUGUCUCAACUUGCUGUCCAAAGGGUCGUACAAACGAAAAUGAUAAAUGAUUCACAGAAAAAGCUCUAUGACACCAUGACAGAAGAUUACAAAUCACACAAAGAAGGUUUUAUAGAGAAUAUUGAUAAAGAAACAGUGUCUAUGUCCAACAAGUUCUCCAAUUAUUUAUGUAAAAGAGCGGCAAUGGAGAAAAUAGCUGAAAUGUUCCGUAAGAAGAUUGUAGAGAUGGAGAAUAAAAUGGUUGAGCUUAAUGCACAAAAAUAUUUAGAUGAUAUUGUAGAUGGAUAUUUGAAAACGCACAAAGUUGAUGAAGUAACAAAAAAAGAAAUAUUAAGUAUAAAGGAUGUUCACAAACCAGCAAAGUUCUUUGAUGACUGGUUGGCGGAGACAGACAACAAAAUAACACAAUUAGAGGAGGAAUGGGAUUUGAAAAUGAAACCGUUCCUCCAGAAAUGUGUAGACACUAGGAACAGUAGCCAAAUGUUGAUAGCAAGACAAACGGGUGAAGCAGAAAGGAGUUCCUAUACUCUAGAAUACAAUCCUAAAACUGAUGACAUGUGUACGAAGGAACUGCAAAGCCAAGUAAACAGUGAACAGAGGUACAUCCUCAAAAACAUUACGAAAGAUGACAAAUUAAGUUUUCCGAAUCUUAUACGAGCUUUCCUCAUUUCAAUAUGUUUUAUACUGAAAAAUGCUGAAAUAGGAGAUGAGAUUUACAAGUUCAAUCAGUACUUGGAUGGAGGGAAACGGAACUUAGCGGAGAUUGUGUCUGCAAUGCGAGUUCUUGUGGAAAGAGUGAUGACUGCUGAAGCUAGACUACAGCCAUCAGAAUCGUCAUACAAUCAGUCAAUAUCUCUGAAGGAAUUCUCGGAAAUACCACCAUUACCUGACCUCUCAGAUUUGAAGAUGGGCAAAGACCUACAGUCUCAAGUUAUAUUUGACAACUUCACUCCUCUGAACAUUUCGAAGCAUCAGUUCAAUUUGCGUAGAAGAGUGCAGUCUUUUGUCAAACCGCCGUCGCGUUCAAUGCUCAUCGCGCCCUUCUACCAAGGACCAAAGGACGACUUCCUGAAAACCCUCAUAUCAUGCCGCUUUAGUUCCUACGACCGUCCAAACACGACACAAAACUUGAAUAUGUCCGUAAUAUCUCAAGUCAAUUGUAGAAAUAAUGAGACCAUAGCCGAAUGUUCCUCUGGUUUCACCAAACAGCAAAUAUUGAGACUACUGUCAACGAAGAAGUCCAGUAGUUCCAAAAAGUUUAAAUAUAAGACUGAAAGACCAGACAUUCAAGUGAAGAAAGGAGGAUUGUUCAAUGAGUCUGUAGUGUCUAAUAUUGACAAUGCUUUAUUCAGAAGUCAUUCAUCACCUAAUCUCUUUGAAAACAGAGAAAAGCGGUCAAAGAUUCCUAUUCCUAGGAAGCUCUCUAUUAUGCAAGAAGAUUGUCCACUUCUAGAAGUUUCUGGAAUCUCAGUGUUGGAGAAAGACAAUAGUUUUGGCACUCCUGAGGGUGUGCCUCGGUUAGAGAGUACACGGAAAAUAUUCGACGCUACAAGCAUGCCUGCCAUUACUGUAACUCCUGAAUCAGAAAAGGUUGUCACAGAGAAAGAAGACUCAAACAAGGUGCAUUUUGCAGAAUUAAAUGUACCAAAACUGCAGGAGAAUAUUCUGGAAGAAUGUAAGACUGAAACUCCAAAAACUAAUACACAAUUGAUUAGGAAAACUAGUUCAUUAGAGAAGAUUAUAAAUAGGUUUAAGAAAGUUAGGGCGAGUGUGUUGCCCAUUGACAAAAGUAAUGAAGAACUUAAUGAAUUCAAGACUAUUGCGGAAGAAAAAGAAAAUUUGAAUACAGUUAAUGUAGAUGUAUUCACAGCAAAUAGGGUCUUAUUGCCUGAUCUGUUAGGUCCAAGUUGCAGUGUGAUACCGCAGAAGUUAACUGAGGAUUAUUUAGAAGAGUUCAGCUUUGAUGAUGAGACUCCUUGCAGGAAACCGCGGGAAAGUCUAGGCACGGCCCUAGGAGUUGACAAUACAUUUUUAGACCAGUUUGAUUUGAUAGACUAAAGUACUAUAAGUUGUGAAGAGUCCAGUAUUUUCAAAGUAAUAGUAAUAAAGUUUAUUAUGCAAAUCUACUGCAGAUAUUUAUACUUACCUUUUAUCUAACUAGCCUAACCUGCCUAAAAAUAUAUUGCUGCACAAAUAUCACACUGUUGUCUGUUACAACUUCCUAAUAUUAAGUAAAUUAUGGCUUAUUACAAUUUCUCAAUUUCCUUGUAAUGAAGGAACUUCUGUAAAUAAAGAAAAUUGUGAGGCAAAUUUUAUGCUACACGAAACGAUCUUGCCUCGAAAGGCGUCUAAAUAUUAAAUUAUUAUGUAAUUAUUAUGUUAUCGGCUUACUCACGUAACUGUUUGACGAGGAACUCGUCUAGUUUCAAGCCAUGCUAGUUACGUGAGUAAGCCGUUAACAUUAUAAUAAUUAAUUAGUAUGUCUCACGAAAGUUAUAAUAAAAUUAGAGUCUAAAUAUGUUUGUUUUAAUAACAAUCUAAAAAGGCUGGUACAGUUUCUUAGACAGUGGAUUGUCAGUAUUUUAUCUGGACUCCAUAAGAUAAUACUUAUCCAUACCUAAGAAAUUGGUAAAAAUAUUAAUUUUUAUGAAUUCGAUUUGUGUUCACAUAAUGUAGUCAAAAGUUUUAAUCUUCUCUCAGCUUUAAUUUAAUGUUUUAGUUGCUUCCUCGAAAAACGAAAAACAAGUUUUGACAAACUUGUAAAUGAAACGCUUUUCGAUAGAUAGGUAUAGUGAUAAUGAAGUACGUUAUAUAUUAGUUUGUAGUUGUUUAGCUGUUAACUGUUGUCCAUGUAACUAGUUUUACUAAUAAAAUAACUAAACACUCAUGUA
This is a messenger RNA of Spodoptera frugiperda (fall armyworm), 3440 nucleotides long. RefSeq lists its product as uncharacterized. The coding region runs from base 178 to 2607 and encodes 809 amino acids. The transcript has 2 exons. The record is from RefSeq and is a predicted model, not a curated record. Lineage: Eukaryota; Metazoa; Arthropoda; Insecta; Lepidoptera; Noctuidae.